Molecule: messenger RNA, 3849 nt
Organism: Symbiodinium natans
Lineage: Eukaryota; Dinophyceae; Suessiales; Symbiodiniaceae
Source: the annotation of a GenBank genome assembly
AUGGCUGUGCGGUCUUACUGGGUAGAUCGUGUACCACAGGAGGAUGUAGUCAGAGACCUGAUGAGCGGUUCGACCAGCCAUUGUAUGCGGGCCCGGAGUGUGAAGAGCAAUGGCGGCUCCACGCGGCGCUCGCGUGGUGCGGAGGUCGUGGCACAGGUGCAGACGUGGGACGUCCUCGAGGAGGCCCAAGGCCUGCUCAACGCUCUGAAGAAAGGAGAUGUUCAAGGCGACGCGAACUCAGCCGAGACCAUGCAGGUGCUGAAGCGGCUCGGUGACGAGGCAGCCAAGCAGCUGGAUGCCAUCUCCACAACACACGUGAAGGAAUCCAACGCGAAGGAGAAGCCGGAGCAGAGGGAUGCUGGCUGCCAGACUAUCUUCCGUUUGGGCGGCAUGGCAUGGCAUGCCAAUCCAGCCGUGCAAAAGCUGUUGGAGGAGCUGAUGAAGGCCGGGAAAGAAGCGAAGUCGAGUCGUUCUGACAAGGGCGAUCCCAUCAACUCUUCCCCGAUUGUGUCUGGAGUGUUGGAGUUUUGCGGCAUGAUGCGCUUUUUUGUGCUUUGGCUCGAGCGCGGGGCCCUUCCCCCGCAGCUGCGUCUCUCAAGCAUGCCUGUACAAACCCCGCAGCAACCGGUGGUGGUGGCGAGGCAAGUCUUCCGAUUCUUGCAUCGUGCGGGUGGCCUUGCCGACGCGCACUACGUCACAGGCAAGUACCUGGAUUCGGCUGGCACGCUUUGCAUAUUCUUGCCUAGCUACCUCGAGCACCAUGAACGAGCCUGCGCAGCCAAGGAAGACGGUGAUAAGCUCAAGCUCAAGGGAGGUGCCUUUGCCGUGGCUGCAGCCGCCGCCGCAGCUGGUCGAGUUAGCAGAAAGGCUGGCCGCAGGAGCUCGCCGGCGCACUUGCUCACGAAAGCAGGCUUCGCCACCCAGAAGGCGCCCGAGAGGCGCCUGAGGCAGCGCAUUGAGGGCCUCCUGAUGUCUGCCGGCGACGGGGUGCUUCCCUUCAAGGCGGUGCUCCGGGCUUUGGCCCUGAGGCCCUCGCACGCAUUGACCCGAUGGCUUCCCAACGCAGAUUUCCGCAUGGCGCCCAACGGGGACCUGUGGCUUGACAGCUACCGCCUCUUCCACUUCAGGCUCUAUCGUGCGCUGCGCGCGGCAGCCUUCAUCACGGAGCGAGAUGGCGAGGCGCCACUUCAGGAGCUGAUGGAGUACCUCUACCGCCCCUCCGAGCUUCAAGACAUCGAGGAGGUGGAGUUGACUGACGAUGGCCGCCAGAAGUCCUAUGAGGCCGGGCUGGCGCCCAGCGCCCAGGUGGAGGAGUGGCGCCUGGAGGCCCGGCAGAGGUACUGGCGCAAGGCACCGGACGAGCCAAGAGCGCUGCUGCCUCCGCCGAAGGAAACCCUGGAGUUUUCCGAAAGCAAGGAGGAGCUCUUUGGAUCCGACGACGAGGCCCUGGAGAGAGUGGAGCUCUCGGAGGAGGCACUGGAGUUUGAGAUCAUCUUGGCAGAGAGGCAGGUCGACCCACCGCUGUGGCUCGAAGCGUGGCUGCGGGAGUACUUCGUGGUUGAGGACGAUCUGGUCUCCCUGCCUUUCCUGAAGCCCUGGAAGCCCCGCGCGUCCCGAAAUCCGGAUGCGCCGCCUCCAAUGAGCCACACCGAGCAGGAGGCGCUGCUGAUGAAUAUUCAGGAAGAGAUGCGGCUCAGAUACGGCCGGGUGCACAUUGCAACGCUUGGCCCCCUCUUCAUGGGUGCCAAGAAGGCAUGGAUCAAGCGGUUCUUCGACAUAACCUCUUAUGGCGACGUCCUCGAGAAGAGCAUUGCCCGACAAACGCGGGAGGCCAUCGCCGUGGCUGCACGCAUCCACUACGAUGGUUAUACGUCCAUGGAGGCAUUCUCUGACUUUGGCAUUGGGCGGGAGUGGCUCCGGAGAUACUUCCUCAUGGACCCGGAGACAAACAAGCUCAGCAUGGAUCCAGCACGCUAUGCGUCCUGGGAGCCACCGCAGAAGGAUCCAGAGGCGCCAGACCCUCGCAGCUAUGCAAAGCUGAAUGCGCCGCGCGGCUACGUCCGAAAGGGCAACGGGAGGUAUGCCAAGAGGAAGUACGGACAUUAUGCAGGCAAUGUGCAAACCUGCACUGUAGCCUCUGCCAAGAGCAUCUCUGUGCAAGUAUGCUGGCACAAGGUGUCCACGCAAGGGCCGGCAGCGGACCCCGACCAGGUGGACAAGUUGGGUGAUGAGGUCACCGCAGUCAUGGAAAAGUGGCGCAAGACGUUCAUCGAGCGGAAUCGCCAGCGGGCGACCAGUGCUCGCCGGCAACGGCCGCCAGAGGUCCACGCGCUGCCACCAGCGGCGCCAGCCCAGGCGCCCGCCUCUCCAUCAGCUCCGCAGGCACCGCCCGUAAUGUUGGAGGCGGACUUGGUUGCCCGGGCAGCAGCAAAGAAGCUGGAAGCGCGUGAAGCACCCGCCCCCUGGAGCGGCCUCAAGCGCGAUGAGGUGACGAUGACAGUGGAGGCAUCGAGCUUCCAGAGCUCCACGUUCGACAACCACAUUCCGGGCGCGAUGCCAGAGGCGGAGGGGACCUCGAGGCCGGGCGGCGCCGGUGAGCGCUCGACCUCGCCCGGGGUGCGGGUGCCGGCGACCGGAAGGAUCCCACAGAGUUCGGAGUGCCGGCGUCCGCGCGCCGGAAGCGAGGAUCCUCAGGGACAGUCCAGCGAGCCAGUGACCAGCCGAUCUAGGAGGCGACGUGAGUCCGAGAGCUCGAACUUGCAGCGCGAGGUGCCGGCAAGUCAAGGAUUGCCGCCCCCGGAGCAGUUGCAGGGAGACUCCGAGCCAACCCCGGCGCCUGCAGACAAGGAUGUCUUGGCCCAGCUCGGGCAGAUUCGGCAGGCUCAAGCUGCUCCCUCCAGUCGGGUGGCCAGCAAGGAAGAGCCGCGAGAGGAGCCGGGGCGGACCUCUUCUGCUCUUGGGCGCCGAGGAGGAGCAGUCGCGUCUUUUGGCAGCUUAGACCUGGCUUCCUUGAACAUGGCCACUGACGGUCGAGGGGUUGUGAUGCUAGGAUAUUCGAAGCACUUCCUGCACUUGCAGAUAUCGGGGCGGGGUAGCUACAGGGACGUGGCAAGGUUUGGCGACCAGGUUGAGGCUGUUUUGCUCAAGCCCAGCCACGCUUCCAAGGUCUCGUAUUCGGUCUAUGCGCAAGCGCUGUGGCAACUUCUCUCGUGCGGGACAGAUGAAGAUGAAGGAGUCUUUACCAUCCUCAAUGUGAAGAACUCGUUUCUCCACGCGGACGUGGGCCGGGUCAUCAAGAAAUCCGCUUCGUACCCCAGCUUCGACACAGAUCGGCAGCGUACAGCGAUUCGAGACCAGGCUGCUCGGCUAUUGCAGUCGAUUCAUGCUGCGGAGCCGCAGGAGGGUCGUGAAGCUCGAGACGUACUGACCGGUGAUCCUGUUGGUAAAGGAACUUCUGCCAGCUCGUCUCCAAGCAGUGGCUCCCAACGCUUUGAAGACUUCGAAGCCACGAGAUGUGCCGUGCAAGAAUCUUCGCUCACGCUACGCGAAGGCGGCCAUCAGUGUAACGACCUAAGCCAGACCUCCCUCGUGCUGCGCAACAUCCCAGGUGACUACACCAAAAAGGCGUUGCUUCAGCUCUUCAAGAAGCUGCAAGUCCUUGAGCUUGUGAACUUCCUGUACCUUCCGAUCCGUGCGCGUGGUGGCUCCUCAUUGGGCUACGCCUUCGUGAAUCUGCAGCUUUGCCCUGUGGGUGGCCAUUUGUUUUACGAGUGCCUAGCAGGACAAUCUCGAAAGUUUGCCCAAGUCCACCAAGAGAAGCAUGGCUCUGGUCUGCUACUUCUGGUAUAA